Messenger RNA from Vanrija pseudolonga, 1602 nucleotides. RefSeq lists its product as uncharacterized. Lineage: Eukaryota; Fungi; Basidiomycota; Tremellomycetes; Trichosporonales; Trichosporonaceae. The record is from RefSeq and is a predicted model, not a curated record. Bases 1 to 1602 code for a protein of 533 amino acids. Gene Ontology annotation, biological process: lipid metabolic process. The transcript is spliced from 3 exons.
AUGUGGUCUUCAUCCCACACGCAGCGGCUGCCCAUCGGCUCCCCGCCCUUCCACCUUCCCUUCCUCAACAACCUGCACGCCCACCUUCUUUCCGCUGCCCCCCAGCCCACAACGGCGCUCGACUACAUCAUCUGGGUGGCCCUCCCGCACGCCUUCUCUUUUCCGCAGGCGUACCUCUUGACGGCCCCGCGCGCCGACAAGCCAUGGAACCGCGCCGCGCGCUUCGUCCUCGGCGUCCUCGGCGUCGCGGCCGUGAUCAACAGCCUCCUGUCAUACCGCCUACAUGACCCCAAGUCCCAGAUGCUCAACUACCUCAAAACCUUUGCCGACAUCUUUGUCGUCUUCACCUAUGUCGAGGGCGCGCUCCUCAAGCACACAGUCGUGGACCCAUACACCCAGCGAAGGGCGUACGACCGGCCCCGAUCGCACCUGGGCGCGACGAUCAACUUCUUGCUCGAGAAGCGCUUCAUCGGCUUUGGCUCAAUUGGCAUCGACCAGACGUCUGGACGACCAAACUCGGGCCGCGGGCCCAAGGUCGUCUGGUCAGCUGGUCGCAGCCCGCGCAGCCGUCGUGGUCGCGGCCGCGGCGGACGCAAGAGCUCCCCGCCAUCGUCCGUGUCCAACAUUGAGGCCGUGCUCGCCAACGGCCAGAUCACGCCGCCCCGCACACCUGUCGAGUCGGAGAUCGAGGUCCCCCGACACCUCCAGCACCUCGUCCGCGUGCCGAUCAUCCGCAGGCAUGCGCGCUACCGCAACACGGCGAUCCUCCGCCACGCCCUCCUGACAGCAGGGAACUUUGCGUCCCUCGGCAUUAUUCUCGGCCUCGCGAGGCAGUACAACGGCCCGAUCCUGUCCUGGACAGACAUUGGCGGCAUCCUCCCCGGUGCGACGCUCAACUCUGCGCUCGUCGCCAACUUGAUCGUCUCGGUCGCCCUCCUCGUCGCUCAGAUUGCGGCGCUCCCCGCGGCAGCCGUCGUCCUCCUCUCCACCUUCUACCACCUCGCUGCGCUUGUCACAAUCGGAACUGGCACGCUCGAGACGGAGAGCUGGGACAUUGACCUGUUUGGCAAGCCCUGGGCGCCGACGAGUGUACUCGAUUUCUGGGGUCGCCAGUGGCACCAGGUGUUGCGCCACCAGUUUGUUUCCAUCGCAUGCCUCGUCCUCGGCCUCUUUGGCCCUAUUCUCGCACCAUUCCCCGAUGUAAGCGAUGACCUGGCCCCGACUGCCACGCUCUCGCUCGUCUUCACAUCCUUUGUCGUCUCGGGCGCACUGCACGCCAUCGCCAGCGUCACGUCGUACCCUCCGCCCGAGCCAUCAAAGCUGCUCCUCGCGCUCACGCUGAAUGGUGCUGCCGCGGUGCUCGAGAUCCACUUCAAGCGCGUGACGGGCAAGAAGAUCGGCGGCCUGCUUGGCCGGCUAUGGGCUGCCGCCGUGCUCCUGUCCGCGGGCAAGCUCAUGGCGGACGCGUAUGUCGCGGUCGACUGGGCCAACCAGUAUCUAUGGGAGCUGGCGUAUCCUGUCGGUGGAGCUACCGACGUCGUCGCACGGACCGUGCUUGACGCCCUCGGCGCCGCCGCGGGAAGGUUUACGACUGUUGCGUGA